This is a messenger RNA of Cuscuta campestris, 2354 nucleotides long. The record is from the annotation of a GenBank genome assembly. NCBI's taxonomy places the organism in Eukaryota, Viridiplantae, Streptophyta, Magnoliopsida, Solanales, Convolvulaceae.
AGAGUACCAUGUGUGUUAAGUGAAUGGUAGUGAUAGGGGUAUACCAAAACCGGGCAUUCCAUUUAGGGUCUAAUGCAAAAUUGAUUGGGCCUUUUAACAAAACGAGUCGGGCCAGUUCUCGAAUCAGUGGGUGCUCUCUCCACCCUAAUGCUUCGUGUUUCACAACAACCGCCUGCCACGGCAUUGGCCGCGGCCGCCACCACGUCGGCUCCGGUGGUUUCCAGCCGAGGAGGCUGAACUAGCAGGCAUCGGGAACGCGAAGAAUCGCAAUCUGACCCCUCCUGCCAAAUACGCUUCAUUUUGAGUUCAGACAGGAGCAUUGCAGUUCACGGAGGCAAAAGAGUGGCCCGUAGUUUUGCUUCUGAUGGGAUAACCCGAAUUUAUUGAUUUCAAAGAGAAUCAACGAGCCAGUUUUGAAUAAGGGCAAUUGGGAAACCCAACUGCUGCAGUUGCAGAAGAGAACCCGAGCCUGAAAGCCAAUUUGUUCUGAUAAAGGUUGUUGAAGAUAGCAUUUCACUGGCCUAUGAUGAUGUUAACAGUUUUGUGCAAAAAGGCAUUUGAACCAAGACUCCAUCAAUCAGUGCUUUACUCUCUUAUCAUUGUAUCCUCCCUCUCCCAAACAUGGCAUCAAGGUUCAACAUCCACCCUACCUCCGUCCUUUCUCCGGCCGCCGCCGCCGCUUCGCCCCUUGCAGCUGAGGAGGCUGAGCUAGCGGGCAGUGGUGAUGUAAAGAAUCGCAAUCUUUCCCCAGCCAAGUACGCUUCUUUUUUGAGUUCAGACGGGAGCAUUGCAGUUCACGGGGGGGAAAGAAUGGGGCGAGGUAUUGUGACUGAUGGAAUAACCACACCAGUCGUUAACACAUCUGCUUAUUUCUUCAACAGCACAUCUGAACUAAUUGACUCCAAAGAGAACAGACGAGCGAGUUUUGAAUACGGGCGAUUGGGAAACCCAACCACUGCAGUUGCAGAAGAGAAGCUGAGCGCGCUGGAAGGGGCAGAAUCGACAUUGUUAGUGUCAUCUGGAAUGGCUGCCAGUACCUUAAUGAUUAUGGCAUUGGUCCCUGCCGGUGGGCAUAUUGUCACCACCACCGAUUGCUAUGUGCAGAUUAGGAUCUUCAUCAAGACGAUACUUCCUAAAAUGGGCAUCACCGCCACGGUAAUCGACCCAGCUGAUAUGGAAGGUUUGGAGUCUGCAUUGAAUAGACACAAAGUGAGCCUUUAUUUCUCAGAGUCUCCAUCAAAUCCAUUGCUAAGAUGUGUUGACAUUGAGGCCGUUUCCAAGCUUUGCCACGAAAAGGGCGCAUUGGUUUGUAUAGACGGAACAUUGUCCACUCCCAUCAACCAAAAGGCCUUAGCUCUCGGGGCUGACCUCGUCCUGCAAUCCGCCACCAAGUACCUCGGCGGGCAUAAUGAUGUUCUGGCUGGAUGCAUCAGUGGACCUAAAAAGUUGAUUUGCCUAAUUCAUGACCUGCAUAUAACAAUGGGUGGUGUUCUUGACCCAAAUGCUGCGUAUCUUAUCAUUAGAGGGAUGAAAACGCUGCACCUCCGUGUUCAGCAACAAAACGCAACGGCAUUGAAGAUGGCUGAAAUUUUGGAGGCCCAUCCAAAGGUGAGGCGUGUGCAUUACCCGGGGUUGCCAAGUCAUCCAGAUCAUCAUAUUGUCAAGAGACAGAUGAGUGGCUUUGGUGGUGUGGUCAGUUUUGAGAUUGAUGGAGACCUGAAGAGAACUGCUAAAUUUGUGGAUGCUCUGAAGAUAGCAUACAAUGCCCCAUCGUUUGGUGGCGUUGAGAGCAUUGUGGACCAACCUGCUAUUAUGACUUAUUGGGAUCUUACCCCGUCGGAAAGGGCCAAACUCGGGAUAAUGGACAACUUGGUUAGGUUCAGCUUUGGGGUUGAGGGUUUUGAAGACUUGAAGGCUGACGUUCUUCAGGCUCUAGAGACCAUAUAGCCAAACGCGGCGUAUGUAUGGAGUCUAGACACUGCACGCUUUCGAUCCCUCUUCGUGCUAUUCUAGCUGGUGUGGUUGUUUCGUUUCUUUUUAAAAAUUGUUGUAUGGUAGUUCAAUAAAUUUUCCAGUUGCGUGACAUGACAUAUGCACAAUGGAAGCUUAGAGAUGGAGGCAUGUCAAUCUCAUCUCUUUCGAAGAGUUCGAUUCGUAUCAAGACAGAAUAAUACUGGUGUAUGUUUUUUGUAACACAAAUGCAAUAGUUUUCAAUGCAUAUUGGUUCAAGCUUCAAAAGCUAUAUUCCUGUGGAUCAUGCUCACUUGCUUAUUCCAAUUUUAGAGGAAAAACUUCUAGUUUACCUAAAUAUGUCUGGAACAUAAUGACUCUCUUAAUAUAGGAUCAUAUGUUUU